Penicillium mononematosum is the source of this 405-nucleotide messenger RNA. RefSeq lists its product as uncharacterized. The record is from RefSeq and is a predicted model, not a curated record. Lineage: Eukaryota; Fungi; Ascomycota; Eurotiomycetes; Eurotiales; Aspergillaceae. The annotation marks the transcript as partial. The transcript is spliced from 2 exons.
AACCAGCUACGAUACUCACUUCAGUUACAAACCUCAACGACCAUGCCCUUCAGUGCUGUCAUCCGACCUGCAGUUAUCAGGCCUUUGUCCGUUGUCCGGAUUAGUCCCAUCUCACGGGCUUGCUAUCACAAUACCCCAAAAUCUAGUUAUACAAACGGAGCCCCUUCCAUCUACGUUGCCGCCACAUUCCCUGAUGAUUCUGAAUCACCGCCUUUGGCCUCGGAACGUCCAAAGACGGCAAAUGAAGCUCAUAACUGGGAUGAAAACCUAGCUACUCUGAGUGAGGUUGCGGUUAAGGCUGAUCGAGGUGAUGUUCAGGUGAACAUACAGCAGCAAAGCAAGACUUCAAAGACUCCAAAGACCCCAACGAUGGAAGAUAGGGAGCCCGAAUUGGACGAAAUGUAA